Molecule: messenger RNA, 600 nt
Organism: Leishmania mexicana MHOM/GT/2001/U1103
Lineage: Eukaryota; Euglenozoa; Kinetoplastea; Trypanosomatida; Trypanosomatidae
Product: tryparedoxin peroxidase
Exons: 1
Coding region: 1-600 (199 amino acids)
Biological process (GO): hydrogen peroxide catabolic process; response to oxidative stress; cell redox homeostasis
Cellular component (GO): cytosol
Molecular function (GO): thioredoxin peroxidase activity
Source: RefSeq, a predicted model, not a curated record
AUGUCCUGCGGUGACGCCAAGAUCAACUGCGCCGCGCCGGCCUUCGAGGAGAUGGCGCUCAUGCCCAACGGCAGCUUCAAGAAGAUCAGCCUCUCCGCCUACAAGGGCAGGUGGGUCGUGCUCUUCUUCUACCCGUAUGACUUCAGCUUCGUGUGCCCGACAGAGAUCAUUCAGUUCUCCGACAACGUGGCUCGCUUCAACGAGCUCAACUGCGACGUCAUCGCGUGCUCCACGGACAGCGAGUACGCGCACCUGCAGUGGACGCUGCAGGACCGCAAGAAGGGCGGCCUCGGCACCAUGGCGAUCCCAAUGCUGGCCGACAAGACCAAGUCCAUCGCUCGUGUCUACGGCGUGCUGGCGGAGGCACAGGGCGUGGCCUACCGCGGUCUCUUCAUCAUCGACCCCCAUGGCGUCCUGCGCCAGAUCACCGUCAACGACAUGCCGGUGGGCCGCAACGUGGAGGAGGUUCUGCGCCUGCUGGAGGCUUUUCAGUUCGUGGAGAAGCACGGCGAGGUGUGCCCCGCCAACUGGAAGAAGGGCGACCCCACAAUGAAGCCAGAACCGAAGGCAUCUAUUGAAGGGUACUUCAGCAAGCUUUGA